This is a messenger RNA of Episyrphus balteatus (marmalade hoverfly), 1008 nucleotides long. Its product is annotated as sepiapterin reductase. NCBI's taxonomy places the organism in Eukaryota, Metazoa, Arthropoda, Insecta, Diptera, Syrphidae. The transcript has a single exon. Gene Ontology annotation, molecular function: sepiapterin reductase (NADP+) activity. Gene Ontology annotation, biological process: tetrahydrobiopterin biosynthetic process. The coding region runs from base 113 to 892 and encodes 259 amino acids. The record is from RefSeq and is a predicted model, not a curated record.
AAUCGAUUCUCAAUCCAAUCGUGUACAUUGCAAAGCAAUUGCCAACAAACGGUAGCUCAAUUCCAACAAACUUUUAACUCGUGUAGUUUUUUUUUUCGAACCAAGUGAAAAAAUGAUGAACUUCAACAAAAAGUGUUUUUUCGUUGUUAGCGGUCUUGCCAAUGAACUUGGCAAAAUUGUAGCCAUUGAAUUUUGCAAGAAAUUCAAGGCAGGAUCUGUAGUCGUCCUUUUCGAAGAUUCUCAGCCAGAUUUGGCCCGUACCAAGGCAGCCAUUUACUCGCUACAAAAUCAAAUUAAUGUCAUUUGCUGCAACAUCGAUUGGACCCAAGGACGAAUGGACUUUUUCCAAAAUCAUCUCGAUGAAAUUUUAAGCGACUUGAAUCGUGACGACUUCGAAAUGGCUUUUAUUGUUCACAAUGAAGGAGCUAUAGCAACAGACGUUGUAUGUGAGCCCAAAAAUAGUGACUUGUGGUUGCAUUACGUUCAAAUCAGUCUUAAUGCAACAGUUGGUUUGAAUCAGGCAUUCUUAAACACUUUCAAGGAUACCAACAAAUUGGUGGUAAAUCUUACACCCAGUGGUCAAAUAAUUCCAUUCCAAUUUGAGAAACUCAAGUGUUCGGCGAAAAAGGCGCGUGAUAUGUAUUUCCGGGCAAUGGCCGCAGCUGAGGAUAAAGUUACUGUACUCAAUUAUCGUCCAGGAUUUUUGGAAUCAUUCGAAACUAACAAUCAAUUUGAUCCGAAUAAUAACAUCAGUGAAGUGCAGGCGAUUAAAGUUACUCUGAAGGCAAAGAAACCAUACGUGAAGCCAAUGGAAAGUGUACACAAGCUGAUUAAUACUUUGGAGGGUUCGAAAUUUACAUCUGGACACGAUGUCGAUUACUACAGUUGUUGACUAAGUUUUAAAGUAACACCAAAUAGUAGCUUGUAUGAUAACUUUUAUAAUCCAUUGUCAAAAGUUAUUGACAAUUUAGUUAAAUUUAAGAAUAAAAUUAUUUAUUGCUAUACAAA